This is a messenger RNA of Solanum stenotomum, 1566 nucleotides long. Its product is annotated as glycerol-3-phosphate acyltransferase 5-like. The record is from RefSeq and is a predicted model, not a curated record. The transcript is spliced from 3 exons. The coding region runs from base 16 to 1566 and encodes 516 amino acids. Gene Ontology annotation, biological process: cutin biosynthetic process. Gene Ontology annotation, molecular function: phosphatase activity; glycerol-3-phosphate 2-O-acyltransferase activity. Gene Ontology annotation, cellular component: membrane. Lineage: Eukaryota; Viridiplantae; Streptophyta; Magnoliopsida; Solanales; Solanaceae.
AACACAAAAAUUCCAAUGGAUUCUAUUGUUUCUGAGCUUGAAGGAGUUCUUUUGAAAAACCCUAAUCCCUUUUGUUACUUCAUGUUAUUAGCUUUCGAGGCAUCGGGUGUAGUUCGAUUUGUCCUUUUACUAAUGUUAUGGCCAAUAAUUCGAUUCCUCGAAUUUUUAGGGAGAGAAGAAUACGGAUUAAAACUUACUAUUUUCAUAGCCACGAUAGGGGUAAAAAUAUCGGAAAUUGAAUCAGUGUCUAGAGCUGUCUUACCUAAGUUUUAUUUUGAUGAUAUUAAUAUGGAGGCAUGGAGGAUAUUUAGUUUGUGUGAUAAAAAAGUUGUGGUGACUAAAAUUCCAAGAAUUAUGGUUGAGAGAUUUGUGAAAGUGCAUUUAAGAUGUGAUGAAGUUGUUGGUAGUGAACUUGUUGUUAGUAAAUAUGGAUUUGCAAUUGGAUUAAUUAAGGAUGAUUUUGACAAGAUUAAAGAUGGGAUUAUUGAAUUAUUUGGUGAUAAACAACCAAUUUUAGGUAUUGGUAGACCAAAAUGUCGUUCUUCCUUCUUUUCUUUGUGCAAGGAACAAUUACAACCACCAUUUUUGAGAAGCAAAUAUCAAAACCAACAACAACAACAAAUUAUUAUCAAUCCAUUACCAGUAAUUUUCCAUGAUGGUCGACUUGUUGUUCGACCAACACCAUUUUUAGCCCUAAUAGUACUUAUAUGGAUUCCACUAGGCAUUAUUAUAGCUACAAUAAGAAUUCUCAUUGGCUUAAUAUUUCCAAUAUGGUCAAUUCCCUAUUUAACACCUUUAUUUGGUGGCAAAGUCAUAGUCAAAGGAAAUCCACCAUUACCACCACCACCAUCAUCAUCAUCUAUCACUAUCACCAAUCCAGGCGUACUAUUCGUCUGUACUCAUCGCACCCUCAUGGACCCUGUCGUCCUCUCGACCGUACUCCAACGUAAAAUCCCAGUCGUAACCUACUCAGUCUCCCGACUCACCGAGGUCCUAUCCCCGAUACCGACUGUACGUCUGACGAGGAUUCGAAACGUGGACACGUGGAAAAUCAAACAUCAGCUCGAAAAAGGAGAUUUGAUCAUGUGUCCUGAAGGGACAACAUGUAGGGAACCGUUUUUAUUGAGAUUCAGUGCACUUUUUGCAGAACUAACCAAUAGUAUUGUCCCAGUGGCCAUGAAUUAUAGAGUAGGGUUUUUUCAUGGAACAACAACUAGGGGAUGGAAAGCUAUGGAUCCAAUUUUUUUCUUGAUGAAUCCUAGACCAAUUUAUGAGGUAACAUUCUUGAAUAAAUUAUCAGAAGAUGCCACGUGUUCAUCUGGGAAAAGUCCACAUGAUGUUGCAAAUUAUUUGCAAAGAAUUUUGGGUGAAACAUUAGGAUUUGAGUGUACAAAUUUUACAAGAAAAGAUAAGUAUAGAAUUCUUGCUGGUAAUGAUGGAAUUGUAUUAACAAAAAAUUCUAACACUAAUUAUGGGAUUAAGAAGUUGAUUAACACCUUCAUAAAUGUGGUAGGCACAAGAAAUAAGAUGAUUAUUGAGAUACUUUAUUUAAGAAAUGUUGAAUAA